Molecule: messenger RNA, 5794 nt
Organism: Hippopotamus amphibius kiboko
Lineage: Eukaryota; Metazoa; Chordata; Mammalia; Artiodactyla; Hippopotamidae
Gene: RBM41
Product: RNA binding motif protein 41
Exons: 8
Coding region: 108-1637 (509 amino acids)
Biological process (GO): mRNA splicing, via spliceosome
Cellular component (GO): U12-type spliceosomal complex
Molecular function (GO): pre-mRNA intronic binding; U12 snRNA binding
Source: RefSeq, a predicted model, not a curated record
CUGUGGAAACAUGAAGAGGUAAGGGCAUGUCUGAGAGCAGAAGGCGAACAGAGCUCUGUUCUACCUUUUAACUCUUCAGAUGGCUUUUGUUACUUUUGGUUUGGGGUAUGUCACGUUCUGGGGAUGCGGUUACGUGUGAGCGGGAAGACAAAGGAGGAGGGAAAAGGGGAGACGGGCUGGACAGGCCUAUGGGGCGAAGUUCAGGAAGGGCCGCCGCCGCCGCCGCUGCAGGUCCCCGUAGGGAUGUCCUCCCGGCACAUGCACCUAGGCGAUGGCGCCGGCCCCGGGACAGAUGCUGUGGCUACUUCCUGUUUCAGAUGGACCCACGCAGGGUAAAUAGCUGUGUGAAGAGUGAUGAGCAUGUCCUGGAGGAGCUGGAAACAGAAGGGGAGAGGCAGCUGAAAAGCCUCCUUCAGCAUCAACUUGAUACCUCUGUCUCCAUUGAAGAAUGUGUAUCUAAGAAAGAUAGCUUUGCUCCUGGUACUAUGUACAAGCCCUUUGGGAAGGAAGCAGCUGGGACUAUGACUUUGUCCCAGUUCCAGACACUGCAUGAGAAGGACCAAGAGACUGCUUCUCUCAGGGAACUAGGGCUUAAUGAAGCAGAAAUCUUGAUUUGGAAGAGCCAUGUUUCAGGUGAAAAGAGGACAAGACUUAGGGCAACCCCUGAAGCAAUACAGAACCGUCUUCAAGAUAUUGAGGAAAGGAUCUCAGAGCGUCAGCGCAUCCUUUGCCUGCCACAGAGGUUUGCAAAGAGCAAACAGCUGACCCGGCGAGAAAUGGAAAUAGAAAAUUCUUUAUUUCAGGGAGCUGAUCGUCACUCCUUCCUCAAGGCUCUUUAUUACCAAGCAUACCACAAAAAGACAAGUGCAGACAAGUACAUGACCUCAAUGAAGAGGAAGAUAAAAUUAGGCACAAAAGAUGAACCCCAAAAGAAGAACAAAGGUGAUCCCAUGAACAACCUGGAAAAUUUUUACCAAGAGAUGAUAAUGAAAAAACGUCUUGAAGAGUUCCAACUAAUGAGAGGUGAACCCUUUGCUUCCCACUCACUGGUCUCAGCUACAUCAGUGGGAGAUAGUGGCACAGCUGAGAACCCGUCAUUACUCCAGGACAAGGGAAAACAGGCAGCACAGGGUAAAGGUCCCAGUCUCCAUGUGGCAAAAGUUAUUGAUAAUUCACCUGAGCAGUGUUGGACUGGGCCUAAGAAGCUGACGCAGCCAAUAGAAUUUGUCCCAGAAGAUGAGAUCCAGAGAAAUCGUUUGUCAGAGGAAGAGAUCCGAAAAAUUCCCAUGUUUUCUUCAUAUAAUCCAGGGGAGCCAAACAAGGUGUUAUACCUGAAGAACCUUAGCCCUCGGGUGACCGAAAGAGAUCUUGUCUCAUUAUUUGCUCGGUUCCAGGAGAAGAAAGGACCUCCAAUUCAAUUCCGAAUGAUGACUGGACGAAUGAGGGGGCAGGCUUUUAUCACUUUUCCCAAUACAGAAAUAGCAUGGCAAGCAUUGCGUCUAGUAAAUGGAUAUAAACUACAUGGGAAAAUAUUGGUGAUAGAAUUUGGAAAGAACAAGAAGCAUCAGUCAGAUCUCCAGGCUGCUUCUCUAGUAUCAUCUACUACAGAUAAUACUACAGAAAUUAGUGGCAGCUAGAAGAUAUAAAGAUUGUGAGUCCCAGGAGGUUUUUCUUACAUCAGAAUCUAGGAUCUAGGAUUUGUAUAUAGAUAGCAAUUUAUUUGGAACUGAAGAAGAGUAACUGAGGGAGAAAACACUGAUUUAAGAUAAUCCUUUUCAGCUUUUGGAAAGAAUUGGUAGAAAACAAUUUCUAUAAUUGAAGACUAUCUAGGAUAGACAAUAUAAUGAUUAUGGAUGGUAGGGUAUGAAGAGUAUCAUUUUCUCAGGAUUAAUUACAGUGGAUUAUUUCCAAGGAUUUUUUUAAUCAUUUUAAUUUAUAUGAGGUCUUAAAUAUUUGUCCCUAGAGAUAACAUUCUUUCCAAGACUGCCUCCUAUAUAUACAAAACUAAAAAACUAAUUACAUGAUGAAAUAUUUAUUUCUAGAGCCCAUUUGUCCCUAAUUUCUCCUAGUAAAUAAAUGACCAAGAUCCCAGGCCUAAACAUCAGCAAAUGCUGUUGAAUGAGACCUAUUAGCAGUAACAGUAGGUCGUUUUCAUAAGUUAGUUGACAUAUUUAUUGAACACUUCCCUAUUAAGUUAUCAGUGUCUUCAAAAGACUAUAUAUUUUUUUCUAAUGAAAGAAUUUAGAUCAGAACAUUAAUGUUCCCAUAGUCAUUUAAGCUAGCUACCAUUGAGUAAUGAUUGAAUUCAAAGCAAUAAACAUUGAAUCUUUGUCUAGUACAUGUUAGGGAUUAGAUAUAUGAAUUUUAGAAGAGGAACAUACUAGCAAAGAAUACUAAAGGUAGGUAGAAAGAAAGAGCUCUCUAGAAGAGAGGCAGCCAGCCCCAAAUCCCCCAGUUGUUUGUUUAUAGUUUCUGGAGAAUAGAAAGAUGAUGUGAUACAGAGAAAGUAGUACAAACUUUGGAGUCAGACCUGUUUGAACUUCACAGCCAUACUUACCACUCUGUGACCUUGGCAAAUCACUUAAUCUGAGCCUCAGUUUUCUCAUCUAUAAAAAUGAAGAUAAUGAUACUACUUACCUCAUUGGGUUGUGAUGUUUAAUGUGAUAAUUGUAUCCAAGUUGAAGAUCAGAAAGAAAAAAGAAUGAAAAUGUAACAUGGUAUAGAACCAUUAAGUACUCCAAUGUCCUUGCAAUGGGAAUAUCAGAGAAGGAACGGAGCAGAAAAAAUAUUCCAAUAAAUAAUGGCUGUAAACACGCAAAUUUGAUGAGAAACAUUACCUAUACACCUGAGAAAUCUCAACCCCAAGUAGGAUAAACAAGAAGACACACCAUAAUAAGAAUGCUAAAACCCAAAGACAAAGAGAAACUUUUGAAAGCAACAUGAAGCAAAUGAAACAUCACGUACAAGAGAACCUCAGUAAAAGUAACAGAUGACUUCUCCUGAGAAACAAUGGAGGUAGCAGUGGGAAAACAUUCAAAGUGCUGAAAGAAAAAAACUGUCAAUAUAGAAUCCUAUAUUCAAUAAAGCUGUUUUUCAGAAAUGAAGAUGAAAUAAAGACAUCCCCACAUAGUCAAAAACUGGGAGAAUAUGUUGCUGUCAGACCAGACUUACAGGAAAUAUUAAAAGAAGUUCUUCAGGUGGAAAGUAAGUAACCUCAGACAGUAAUUUGAAUCUACAAAAAAAUUAGCAUGGGUAAAGGUAAUUAUGUAAUUGGACAGUCAAAAUACAUUUUUCCUUUCUUAAUUGAUUUAGAAAGCUAUUUCAUAAAAUAAUGUGUGUAUACUUGCAUUGUUGGAUCUAUAACAUAUAAAACUGUAAUAUAUUUACCAAUAAUAAGACAAAGGACGUGGCUGGAAGCAAAGCUGUACUGGACUAAAGAAAUGACUCUAGAAUGGUAACUCAAAUCCAUAGGAACAAAUGAAGAAAAUAAAAAAUGGGAAAUAAGAAGGUUAAUAUAAAAAAGCUAUAAAUAUAUACUUGCUCCUUCUCAGCUUCUUUAAAAGACAUAAAAUCAUAUUAAGUAAUAAUUAUAAUGAUGUAUUGUUGGGUUUAUAACAUGUAGAAAUAAUAAUAGUAACAAUAAUACCACAAAAAGUGAGAAAAGGAAUGAGUUUACAUAGGAAUAAGAUUUUUAUAUCUCAUUGGAAUUUAGUAUAUAGUUGAAGGCAAUUAAGAUGUGUAUGGUAAACCCUAGAGCAACCACUAAGGAAAUAACUGAAAAUAUAUAGUGAAAAUAUUAAAGACAUUUAAAUGUUUUAUCAGAAAAUGUUCAAUGCAAAAGAAAGCAAAAAGAGAAAUGGAGAAACAAAACUUGAGACCUAUAGAAAGAAACAGUAAAAUGGCAGUCGUUAAGUCCACUUAUAUUAAUAAUAAUAAGUAUGAAUGGAUUAAACAAUCUGGUCAAAAGGCAGAGAUCAUCAAAAUGGAAAAAAAAAAUAAGACUUACCUCUGUGCUAUUUAUUGGAGUCACACUUUAGAUUCAAAGAUACAGAUUGAAGGUUAAAGGAUAGAAAGAAAUAUCAGGCAAGUGGCAACUCUAAGAAAGCUGGAGUGGCUAUGCUAUUAUCUAAAGUCUAUUUAAAAUGGACUUUAAAACAAAAAAUGUCAGUAUAGAUAAAGAGGGACAUCUUAUAUUGAUAAAAGUCAAUCCAUCAGAAAGAUAUACCAAUUAUAAACACAUAUGCACCUAACAACAGAGUACCAAAAUACAUGAAUCAAAAACUGAAAUGGAGAAAUAUAAUAGUAUACAAUAAGAAUUGGGGAAUUAAGUACCCCAUUUUUAAUAAGAACUAGACAGAAGAUGAACAAGGGAAUAGGGGAGUUGAACAAUGCUAUAAAUCAACUAGACCUUAAAGAGACUUACAGAACACUUCACCUAACAAGAGCAGCAUACACAUUUCUUCUCAAGUGCACAUGAAACAUCUCCAGGAUAACCAUAUCACAUAUCAUAAAACAAACCUAAAUAAAUUUAAGUGGAUUGAAACCAUGGAAAGUAUGUUCUCUGACCACAUGGAUUGAAGUUAGAAAUCAAUACCAGAAAGUUGGGAAACACAAAUAUGAAUUAGACACACUUUUUAAUGACCAGUGGGUCAAAGAAGGAAUUACAAGAUUAAUUUGAAAUGAAUGAAAAUGAACACACAACAUGCCAAAACUUACGGGAUACACCUAAAGCAAUGCUUAGAGAGAAAUGUAUAAGUACAAAUGCUUAUAAUUAAAAAGAAGAAAUCACAUAUCAAUAACCUCACUUUACAUUUAAAGACACUGGAAAAAGAGAAGGAAACUAGAAAAUACAGAAGGAAGGAAAUAUGAAAGAUUAGAUAAAUAAAUGACAUAGAGAAUAAAAAGUCAAUGAAACCAAAAGCUGGUUCUAUAUAAAGACCAACAAAAGUGGUAAACCUUUCACAAGGUUGACCAGGAUAAAAAGAAGACUCAAAUUACUAGAAUCAGAAAUGAAGGAGGAAACAUCACUACCAACCUUAUAGAAAUUUUUAAACAAAUAUGAAGGAACACCACAAACAAUUUUAUGACAAUAAAUUAGAUAACUUAUUUGAAAUAGACAAAUUCCUAGAAAUACACAAACUACUGAAACCAAUUGUUGGGUGGUUAAUUAGUAAUAUUUUAAAUACCCAUAAAGAAAAGCAUAGGCUCAAAUGGAUUCUUAGAUUAAUUAUUGCAAACAGUAAAGAAUAAUUAAUACAAAUUCUUCACAAACUCUUCCAAAAAGUAGAAGAGGAGGGAACAUUUCUGAUAUAUGCUACAACAUGGAAGAACCCUGAAAACAUGCUAAAUGAAAGAAGUUACUCCAAAAGACUAUAUAUGAUAUAAUUCCAAAUAUAUAGAGAUGGAAAGUAGAUUAGUGGUUGCUUUGGGCUGGGGGUAAUAGCUGAAGUGUAUGGGAUUUCUUUAGAACUUGAUGAAAAUAUUCUAAAAUUGAUUGUGGUAAUGAUUGUACAACUCUGUGAAUCUACUACAAACAGUGAAUUGUACACUUUAAAUGGGUGAAUUUUAUGGUAUCUGAAUUAUAUUUUAAUAAAGCCACACACACAAAUACUGGAUAUAACCUAAAUGUCUGUCAGUAUGAGAAUAGAUAAAUUAUGGCAUAUCCAUUUAGUGGAAUACUAUACAGGCAUUAAAAUAAUGGGGUAUAUGUAUUAAAGCAUUCUGACCUGUAUGAUGUCCAGGAUUUUAUAUAUAUAUAUAUAUAUAUAUAUAUAUAUAUAUGUGUGUGUAUAUA